AUGGCUCCAUAUGAAGCCUUGUAUGGACGGAAGUGUCAGUCUCCAUUUUGUUGGUAUGAAUUUGGUGAAGCAAGUGUUUUGGGUCCUGAUGUAAUAGCAGAGACUACUGAGAACAUUAAGAAGAUUCGUGCAAGGAUUCUAACUGCUCAAAGUCGACAGAAAAGUUAUGCGAACCAGAGGAGGAAACCAUUAGAGUUUGAAUUGGGAGAGCACGUAUUCCUUAAGGUUACACCGACGACUGGGAUUGGAAGAGCAAUCAAGACCAAAAAUUUGAACCCAAGAUAUAUAGGACCGUUUGAGAUUUUGAAGAGAUUCGAGCUGGUAGCGUAUCAAGUAGCUUUGCCACCUCAUCUGUCUAACUUGCAUGACGUAUUCCACGUGUCGCAACUUCGUAAGUACACGUCGGAUGCGGCUCAUGUGUUGGAGCCUGAAUCGGUCGAAUUGAAGGAGAACUUAACCUUCCAAGCAACGCUAGUGAGGAUUGAUGACACUAGUGUGAAGAAGCUUCGAGGAAAGGAUGUUCCAUUGGUUAGAGUUGCUUGGGGGCGGGCUGGAAUUGAAGAGCAUACUUGGGAGUUAGAGUCUGAAAUGCGAAAGGAUUUUCUCGAGCUUUUCUCAGGUAAUUCAAAUUUUAAGGGCAAAAAUUUCUUAUUUGGUGCGGAGAAUGUAAGAACUGCAACUAAUCAACUGGUUAAUUAA
This is a messenger RNA of Arachis ipaensis, 699 nucleotides long. The record is from RefSeq and is a predicted model, not a curated record. NCBI's taxonomy places the organism in Eukaryota, Viridiplantae, Streptophyta, Magnoliopsida, Fabales, Fabaceae.